UUUUCUUUGAGACCCCGGAUUUGACAUUUGGCAUAACUGGUCUGGGGCUGUUGUUGAGAAAGGAGGAUGGAUGGAUGGAAUUUAAGACUCACUGAUAUAAAAAGUCACAGCAACUUAGCUAACUUGAAGUCUAAAACUGCCAAAGAACGUUGGGUCCAUUUGUCAAGAACAUUUGAUGUGAAAAGCUUAAUUCAGCAAGUUUUGGAAAUGAAUUCUCAGUAUAACUAUGUUGUUAGUAUUUUAUCAAAGCCUCCAAACCUUAGACAACAGUCUGAAUGUGAAGAACUGGUGGGCUGGUUCAAAUCAAGAGUGCGGAAAAUUUUCAACAAUUUGAAAACAGAAACUAUUACAGAUGUCAUAAGGAAUUGUAAAUUUGAAAGAAAAAAGGCGAAUGAGUUGAUUAUUAAACAAGGAGAAAUUGGAGAAAAAAUGUUCAUUGUUCUGAAAGGCUUGCUGUCAAUCUAUGUUCAAGAUUUAUUAAAUGAUGUUGACCAAUUAAAUGUGAUAAAUUCCAUGUGUAAAGGUGAACUACUAGAAGAUAGGUCUAUAUUAGGAGAAUAUAAGGCAAGCACAGGUGCUAGCUCUGUGGUUGGAGAACUGGCUCUUAUCAAGAAGGAUUGUGUACGCAUAGCAAGUGUUGUUGUGGAUGAAGAAACAGACCUGAUAGUCAUUGACCAAGAAUUGUACAACCGAUCAGUGCGUGAAACCUUGGAGAGAGACUACAUAGAACGUCGCAAGUUUGUACUUGACAAUCCUCUAUUCAAAGGUCUUGCACACAAAACCAGACGUCAGUUAAUUAUCUGUCUAAAGAAGGAAACAUUUCAAUAUGGAAAUACUAUUGUGAAACAAGGAUCUCCUCUUGAUAAAACUUACUUUAUUUUAGAAGGAGAAGUUGAAGUUAUUAUCAACCCAACAGCUACAUGUAUGCAAUACAAGGCAGUAUAUGAAGACAUGAAAUUCAUUUUGCCUCAGCUGAUGUCACAAGAGAGAUAUUUGAAAGAAAACCUAAAAGUGAUGGAAAAGAACCGAAGUAAUUAUCGUCAGCUAUGUCUAUUAGGCACCAAUGAACACAUUGGUUUAAUAGAACACUGUCUUGGUCUAGGGACAUAUAUAGAGACUGCAAUCACAACACGGACGUCACAUCUUAUGGUCUUAGAAAAACGUCAUGAAGACUUAUUUCUGAAGAAAACCAACAAUGGGUUACAAAGCAAUGAACAUUUUCAGAAUGCUGCCUAUUUUAGGUUAUUACUGUAUGCUCACCGCUGUCCAAUAACUGAUUCGAGUUCUAUUUUUAAAUAUUUUCUGCUAAAAUUACAAGAUGAAUCUAUGUUACUUGACCUCCGUAAACAGAAAACUGUCACCCCAGUGAAGAAACAAACUUUACCUAAUAAUCAAACAUCUAAACAACAAAAAGAAGAUAAAAACAGAAUUGGUAUUUCUAAUAUUCAACUAUCAAGGAUGAAAAGACCUGUAUCAGAAUCUUUUGAAAAGCAACUGCAGAGACAGAAUACAGAGAAGCUUAUUCUUUCACAUGUACAACAAUUAUUUCUUAAGUGGAAAAUGUACACUAAAAGUAACAAAAGAGUUUUGAAACCAAGACAAGAUGAACAAAGAAAUGAAGUGAAGGUUAAGCUGAAAUGGUGAUUAUUUAAAGUAUUCACAUAUAACAACACACCUUAAUGUAUUUCCUCUUAUAUUGUUGAAACACUAUUUUAUCUAUAGGUAAGUUUCAUUACAUAUUGUGUCAUCACCAUACC
Messenger RNA from Octopus sinensis (East Asian common octopus), 1757 nucleotides. RefSeq lists its product as uncharacterized. The record is from RefSeq and is a predicted model, not a curated record. Bases 67 to 1644 code for a protein of 525 amino acids. NCBI's taxonomy places the organism in Eukaryota, Metazoa, Mollusca, Cephalopoda, Octopoda, Octopodidae. The transcript has 8 exons.